Messenger RNA from Tachysurus vachellii, 5475 nucleotides. It is a transcript of the gene psip1b, whose product is annotated as PC4 and SFRS1 interacting protein 1b. The transcript is spliced from 14 exons. Gene Ontology annotation, cellular component: nucleus. Gene Ontology annotation, molecular function: double-stranded DNA binding; transcription coregulator activity. The record is from RefSeq and is a predicted model, not a curated record. Gene Ontology annotation, biological process: regulation of transcription by RNA polymerase II. Bases 207 to 3950 code for a protein of 1247 amino acids. Lineage: Eukaryota; Metazoa; Chordata; Actinopteri; Siluriformes; Bagridae.
GUGAUUGGCUAAGUCACAUUUAUUUACCCUCACUCACCAAUCAGAGAGGUCUACUUCAUAAAGCGGGAUACUAACCAACCAAUCGUAACGUCUGAGGCGGGACUAGAAGUGUGUGAGGGAGAAACCGUGUUGAAUGGCAGAGAGCGCGAGAGGAAUUAAAUGUGAUAUAGUUUCAUGAACACAUUAGUGCUGUAGAGUCGUGUAAGAUGAAGUGUGUGUCUCUGCACCAUGACUUCAGUCCAGGUGAUGUCGUGUUUGCUAAAAUGAAAGGGUAUCCUUUCUGGCCUGCCCGGAUUGCUGUUGGAAAGGCUCCAAGGAAUAAGAUCCCAAUCUUCUUUUAUGGAACACACCAGACAACAACUCUAGUUUCCAAGGACAUCGUACAUUACUGGCCCAACAAAGAGAAAUAUGGGAAGCCCAUCAAACGAGGAGGUUUUCAAUUGGCCAUGUGGGAGAUUGAAAAUGACCCAGGGGUUGGUCUCAAAGGUCAAAAGAAGGCCGAUAUGGUGAGGAAGGUGAAGGAAAUGCGGAGGAAGGCGAGGACUACAGAAAAGAAGAAGACUCAGAAGAAAAAUGAAGCCAGCUCUCCUCCUAUUGAUGCAACUCCGUUAAAGAAUGAUAAAACACCUGUAAAAGACAGCAGCACUCUGGAAAAAACAUCCACCUCAGAGACACCGACUAGAAGACAGACGCCAAGCCAAAAAGAAAAGGGAACAUCUGCAACUUUGGUGUCUAAAAAAGCAACAACUCAAUCUAAAAAACUCACCACAUCCAAAAAGGUCAUCCUGGCCAAAAAAGCCAUCGUUGCAAAAACAUCAAGUGCAGUGAAGAAGAAAGAUGCUGUCAGGAAGAAGAUUAUUUCAAAAGCAAAGAUGGCCAAAGCCAAAAAGACAACAAGGACGAAGCUGAAGAUAAAACAGAGUUUUAUCAGAGUGAAAGAGAUUAAGCCAAACAGAGAGAGACCUGAGACUCGGCCCCGGACAUCCAAAGGUUGGGUGAAGGUCACAGAUCCACAGUUACAGAACCCUGAGGCUCGGCCACGGACAUCCAAAGGUUGGGUGAAGGUCACAGAUCCACAGUUACAGAACCCUGUGGCUCGGCCACGGACAUCCAAAGGUUGGGUGAAGGUCACAGAUCCACAGUUACAGAACCCUGAGGCUCGGCCACGGACAUCCAAAGGUUGGGUGAAAGUCACAGAUUUACAGUUACAGAACUCUAAGACUCUGCCUCAGAAUGCCAAACGUUGGGUGAAGGUCACAGAACCACAGUUACAGAACCCUGAGACCAGGACCCGGAGGUCCAUGGGUUGGGUAAAGGUCGAAGACCCACAGUUACCGAACCCUGAGACUCGACCCCGGAAGUCCAAGGGUUGGGUAAAGGUCGCAGACCCACCAUUACAGAACUCUGAGACUCAGCCCAGAAACCCAGAGACACAGCCCAAGAAUGCCAGGGGUUUGAGGAAGCAUUCCGUUCCACACAUACAAAACCCUGAUGCUCGGCUUCGAACCCAACAGACUAGACCUCAAACCACAGAGACUUUGCCCCGGCACUCCAGGGGUUGGGUAAAGAUCACAGAUGCACAGCUACAGACCCCUGAGCCUCGACUACGAACCUCAGACACACAGCACCGGAAUUUCAAGGGCUGGGUGAAAGUCACAGAUCCACCAUUAAAGACCCGAGAGUCUCGGCUACGGAACUCCAAGGGUUGGGUGCAGAGCACAGGGUUGCAGCUACAGAACACUGAGAUUCAGCUUCAAACUCCAGAGAUUCAGCUCCAAACCUUUGAGACUCGGUUACAGAGACCAGAGACUCAGCUUCAGAACACCAACACUUUGGUGAAGGUCACAGAGCAACAGCUUCAAGCCCCUGAGACUUCGCUGAGCACAUCAGAGACUUCCAUCCAAACCUCAGAACCGUGGCCACAGAGCCAAGAGGCCUGUCACAAAACCCCCGAAACACAACUAGGAGACCCAGAUAUUCAGUCGAGUGUAACAGAGAUGCAGGUGCAACCCUCAGAGCCACGGCUCCAGAACCCAGAUGUUCAGAUACUAAAGCCCAAAACUUGGCUGAGGGUUACAGUGCCUCGGCUUCAGAGUUCUGAGACACUCCUGCGCAAACCUGAGAUUCGGCUUCAAAACCUCCAAGUCUCACCCUUAAGAUGCAAAGACCUACCUUCUGAACUACAAGACGACUCUCCAGUUGCUCCCCAAGUUGCUACCCAUGAAUCCAUUGGAGACCCAGGUGCAACUCCACUGAAACCCCAACUCAUCACUCCAGGUGAGCCCCAAGGCGCCGCUCUGCCUGAGGUGACGACAAGGAAACGGGAAGCAGAAAGUGAGGGAGAAAAGAGAGUGCUGAGGCGGAGGACAGAAGAGCAGAAGGAUACAAAGGGAAAGGCUCAGAAGAAAGAGACUGAGAAGAAACAGACAAAUGAUGAAUGGAAGGAUAGAGAGAGGCAAAGGAAGGAGGAGGAGAUUAUACCAGCUGUCAAUGUCUCCAGCCCUGCAGCCUCAAAAAGGAAACGACAGGAAGAGAAUCUCUGCCUUUUGGAGGCAGAAAUAAGUGAGGCAGGAAAGAGGAAAAGGCAAGAGGCGGACAAGGGAGGACAGAGAGUGCUGAGACGGAGGACCGAAGAGCAGAAAGGAAAGAGGGAUGCAGAGGAGAAGAAAGAGAAGAAUUCACCAGAGGUUGAGUGGAAGGCUGGAGAGAAGGUGGGGGGAAGGGAGUACAUGGAAGAGAAGAGGAAGAGAGAGGAGGAUGAAAAGAAGAGAGUGGAAGAGAUGGGGGAGAGGAAGAAGAAGCAGAAGAAUGAUGAUGGAGUAGAGAAAGUGUCUAAGAAUAAGAGAGAGGAUGCGAUUGAAAAGAACAAGAAAGGAGAGCAGGGGACAGAGCAGAAGAUUAUGGAGAAGAAGAAACAGGGGAAUAAAGAUUCAGUAGAGAAUGGGACAGAGAAAAUGAGAGAGGAAGAGGCUGAGAAGAAGGAUAAGGAAGAAGAGGAGGAGUCGAGGGAGAAGGAGAUUGAGGAGGAGUCGAGGGGGAAGGAGAUUGAGGAGAAGGAGAUGACGGAGAAGUUGUUUGAGGAAGAGACAAAUGAGAAGCAGCAGCUGGAUGACGAGCAGAGGAAUGAUUUUUUAGGAGAUCAAAAAAUUAAUGAGGAAGAGAGAAAGGAAAAGAAGAAUAAAGAAGAAGAGGAGAACGGAGAGGAGGAGUCGGAGUCUCCAAAACAAGAAGAGACGGAGGAUGAAAAGAGGAAGCAAGUAGGAGAAAGAAAUAAGACUCAACUAAAAACACUAUCAAGGAGUAAAUUGUUGGCAGAGAAGAGGACGAGUGUUUUAAAGUCUCUCCAGGGGUUGGUCACGUCCAGCAAAAGCAGAAAACACAGUCAGGUCAUAAACCAAGUGGAGAAGCACGAUGGAAAAGACAGAAAUGAAGCGAUAGAGACGGAGAGCAGUGGAGAGAUGGUGCAGACAGAGGAGCUGAGGAAAAAUAACGGAGAAGAGGAGAGAGUGGACAAACGAAGAGCUCCUGAUUUGUCCGUCACAGACUCUCUGCUGUACAGACUGCAUGGUGAUAUCAGGAUCUCCAUGACCCUUGAAAAGCCUGAUGUGAAUAAGUGUUUGUUGGCGUUGGAUGAGUUGAGUUCUGUGUCUGUUUCUUCACGACACAUUCAGAACCACAGUGAGCUCAUCGACACACUCCGAAAGAUGCGGUGGUUCCGGGGCAGUGAGGCGAUCAUGUUUAAAGCGUCUAUGCUGUACUACCGCUUUAAGAACAUUUAUCUGAUCGGAGAACCAGAGGACAAACUCAGCCCUGACUACAUCCACUCACUGCAGGAGGCCAGAGAGAGACUGGAGGAGCAACACACACCUCAGAUUGUUGCUGAAGAGGAGAACUACACACACGCCAGCAAUAUUAUCCAGCACAGUCACUCUGCAGCAGAGAAAAGCUGAAACACACACACACACACACACACACACACACAUGUCUGGAGUUCUUUAUGCCUGUCCAGAUGAUAAUCGGUGCUUCAUGAUGAUCAACAAUAAGCUUGGUAUCUCUUACACAUGCAUUAAACAUUUGUCCUAUUAACACUGAGAAGAUUAAAGGAACAGUCCAACACAAUGCUAACAUGCUAACAGUGAUCUGAAUAGAAUUCUGCACACGGAGUGAUAACGAGUGACCAGCCUUCGUUCACUGUUAGCAGUGUUAGCAUGCAUCAUUCCUUUGUAAUUAUUAUGAUCCACACUGCUAUUGUUUGUUUUCACCUCUGCACAUGCACUUGUCUGCAGGGGCAAACAUUAACCCCUGCUCGGGGCAGCUGAACUCCGGCUCCGUCUCAUUUGCAGCAUUAAGGGCCCUUUCAUUAAAGGGAUCCUGUUUUAGACCUUUACCCUAUCUUAAUUGUGCUUUAUUUAAAUCUGCUGCACUAGUCACUACUGAUUUGGCUGAGUAAACAAACACACACACACACACACACACAGUCUCACUUCUGUUGGAUGUGUCCUGAGAUUAACACACUAACAUUUCAUCAGUAUUACAUUCUACAGAUCUAAUAAGAGUCUUAUCUAUCACUCCACACACACACACACACACACACACACAGUGUUUCUUGUGUAAAUGUAGGAGUGUUAAGAGCGUGUUGAUGUUUUAAUCUCACUCUGUAGUGUCCUCUUUUUUUUUUUCCCGGAUUAUUAAUUAAUUCGGUUGUUUCGACUCCAGUUUCAUUGGUGUAAACGUUCAGCAUUACAGAGACGCAUCUCCUCACACACCGUAUCACUACAGCAGCUGCUUUCCUUUUCUUUGUCGUCUCUUCUUCUCUUCUACACGUGUAACAGAUGAUGCCGUCGCACGCCAGCCUUUAUAGUGCAUUUUAAACGUUACAAAUAUUCAAACUACACAACUUUAUUAGCAUGUCGUGUUCCAGUAACGAUGGGAUUAUUAAUGAAGUGAACUCUCGUCCAAAACCACUGUGCGUGAGAGUGAGUUUGUGUGUGUGAGCAGGUGACUGCAUGUCAGCGUGAGAGCGUGUGAGUGUGUGUGAUAAAGCAGGUGAGUGCAUGUCAGUGUGUGUGUGUAAAGGUGCAUUGGGUAAGAUCAAUGAUUAAGUAGGAAGGUUCGAUGUUUGUGUGUAUUCCAGGUUAUUUUUACAAGUAAGACAUUUUAAAAUAGAUUACUGCACCGUUAGGAUAUGAUUCAGAUUCUGAGAUUUAUAAACUGUUAUAAAUACACAGAUUAAUAAGUGUUUAUUCUGAAUCUGCUACACACAGACACACACACACACACACACACACACACACACACUGCUUUAUGAUGUAAUGAUUAAACUGUGUUUACAGGAUUUUAAAAUUGUGUAAAUAGUUCUGUUUGAUUUGUGUGUGUGUGUUUUGCGUGUGUGUGUGUGUGUGUGUGUGUGUGUGUCACACUGUAAAUCCACAUUGUUUCUGCUCGUUGUGAAUAAAAAUGUUUUGUUUGUCAUAA